Salvia splendens (bonfire salvia) is the source of this 1028-nucleotide messenger RNA. RefSeq lists its product as uncharacterized. Gene Ontology annotation, cellular component: cytosol. Gene Ontology annotation, biological process: protein folding; positive regulation of ATP-dependent activity. The record is from RefSeq and is a predicted model, not a curated record. The transcript has 7 exons. NCBI's taxonomy places the organism in Eukaryota, Viridiplantae, Streptophyta, Magnoliopsida, Lamiales, Lamiaceae. Gene Ontology annotation, molecular function: ATPase activator activity; protein-folding chaperone binding. The coding region runs from base 185 to 808 and encodes 207 amino acids.
UCCCAAAUCUAGAGGCAGUCAAAGUUGAACCACUGCCCUCUCCCACUCUCUCGGAACCUUCUCGAAUCACACCGAAAUCCCCAAUUCUCUCUCUCCUCAAUCCCCAAGAAUUUUUAUAGGUUUCCGCAUCCCAUUUCUGCCCUCAAUCGGCGAUUUCGUCAGCCAUUUGCUCGAAUUGCGAAUAAUGGAGGGAGGCGCAUCGGUGUCGGCGGAGAAGGCCGCGGAAUCAGCUUCCUACACUUAUUGGGUGCGAGAGGCGAGCCGAGACGCCGCGCCUCUGCCCGCGCCCAAGAAGAUUGACCCGGCGGAUGCCUGCAAUCAGCCCACCCAAUCUCACCUUGGCUCCGCCUGGAAUCGGGCUGGAACGUGGGAGGAAAAGAAUUUAAACAAGUGGGCAACUGAGAGAAUCAAGGAGUUGCUUCUCUCUAUGGGUUCACUAGAGUUCUCUGCGGGCAAGGCUGAAAUAGCAGAAGUGACAAGAUGCUCUGGAGAUGCAUUCUUGGUUACUGUUAGGAACAAGAAAAGAGUUGGCUAUACUUAUGAGUUAUCACUGACAGUAAAAGGAGAGUGGGCAAUAGAAGGGGAGACAAAGAAGAUGAAAGGUGACAUUGAUGUUUCCGAGUUCUCCUUUGGUGAGCUGGAUGACUUGGAGAUCCAAGUAAAGCUCCGUGAAGACAAAGACGUCCAGCCGCAAGCUAAGCAGCAGAUUCUUAAAGAUCUGAAUUUAUUUCUGCAGCCUCUUCGCGAGCAUUUGCUUCGAUUCGAGGAGGAACUCAAAGAUGUAGACUCGUUCGACUUAAAAAAGUGAAGAAAGUUGCUGCAUACUUUUGUAUCACAAAUUAUUGAUAACAUAUGAUAUGGUCCCAUAAUAAAUUGUAAUAGUAAUUCAUUUCGAAACUAAUCACACACGUAAGUCCUCUUUGAUUAUGAUGUAACACCUAAUUAUCUCGAAAAUAGGUAAUAAAUUAGGAUACUUUUCCCCCAAGUUUCCAAUGUCAGGUUAUGCAAGUAAAGAAUUUCUUGGCGGA